AUGGACGACCGCUUGUCCAAGCAGGAAGCACACAACCUUAUACAAAUGACUGGUGGCACCUCGUUUGUGUGUGUGCCCAGCGAGACACUCGUCGUGAGCGGCUCAGAUGAUGGUUCGCUGAUGCUCUGGGACGUAGAGAGCGGGCGGGAACUGGACACCAUCACGGAGCACACCAACUCAAUUUGCGCGCUUGCGGUAUCACCUGAUGGGCACACCCUCCUGUCUGCCGCGCGCGACGGGCUCGUGUUAGUCUGGGAUGUGCAUGCCGAGGGAGUGACGGUGCGCGGGCGGCGGGAUGGGCACGAUGGGUCCGUGAACGCACUCGCAAUCGCGCCUAAUGGGCGCACAAUUGCAAUGGGAUCGGCCGACUACACUGUAUCGCUCUGGGAUUCGGCGGCGCAGGGAACAACCCACGUGCUGCGGGGGCACACGGCGAUAAUUACGUGCGUGCAGUUCUCGGCAGGCGGGGGGCGGGUGGGAACAGCAGGCGCGGACUGCUUGGCACGUGUAUAG
Molecule: messenger RNA, 513 nt
Organism: Sparassis crispa
Lineage: Eukaryota; Fungi; Basidiomycota; Agaricomycetes; Polyporales; Sparassidaceae
Exons: 1
Coding region: 1-513 (170 amino acids)
Molecular function (GO): protein binding
Source: RefSeq, a predicted model, not a curated record